Molecule: messenger RNA, 4971 nt
Organism: Hemicordylus capensis (graceful crag lizard)
Lineage: Eukaryota; Metazoa; Chordata; Lepidosauria; Squamata; Cordylidae
Product: alpha-2-macroglobulin-like protein 1
Exons: 37
Coding region: 251-4468 (1405 amino acids)
Cellular component (GO): extracellular region
Molecular function (GO): endopeptidase inhibitor activity
Source: RefSeq, a predicted model, not a curated record
UUCCGAGGGGGUGCCAGACCAAACUGGCCCGGUUGGGUUCGAGGCCAGCCCUAGGUUGUCAACUACUCUAGCUGAGAGGAAGAGAGUGCCCUCCCACAGGCCAAACUGUUCAGAGAUCAGUGACGUCCAGGGAAGUAGAAGUCAUUAUCUGGUAGCCUUCCCAGCAGUCAUUAAGCAUCCCAGUACAGAAACGUUCUGUGUGCUUCUACACUCCCUCCCCAAUACUGUCCACCUGGCAGUAACGUUGGAAAUGACAGCCCAGAAUCACACCCUAUUGGAAAAGGAUGUGUUGAAUCCAGGGUACUUCAAGUGCACCAGCUUCCAGGUUCCAGCCUUUGUUUCCAAGAGCUUCCACAUGGAAGAAGAAGAAGAAGUGGCCCGUGUACAUGUCCUAAUCCGAGAGGACGAAAAUGUUUGCUUUGAGGGCCGGAAGAAAGUAUUGGUCAAGAACCCUUACAUAAGGCAUCUCAUAGAGCCAGAUAAGCCCUUUUACAAGCCUGGAGAGACAGCAAAGUUUCGAAUUCUGAGGCUUGAUGAAGAAUUUAAGGCCAUUGAAGAUGAGAUCCCUUUGGUAGAGCUGAUAGAUCCCAAUGAGAACCGGAUUGGCCAGUGGGUGAAUGUGAAGUCCCAACAAGGCAUUGUGGAUUUGUCCUUCCCUUUAGCCUCUGAAGCAGCCCUGGGAAGUUAUACCAUCAAAGUGGGAGACAGUUAUCUAAAACAACGAGAAUUCAAAGUGGAGGAAUAUGUGUUGCCUAAAUAUGAAGUGUUACUUCAGCUCCCGCCAUUAGUCACCACCUUAGAUGAAGAAAUUCAGUUCAGUGUGUGUGGCAAGUACACAUAUGGAAAGCCUGUUCUUGGGAAUGUACAUGUGACAUUGAAUCGGGAAAUAUCAUAUUAUUUUUUAAUAGAGAGAACUAAUGAAUCACUUCCUAUCAUUGAAAAGGAGUUUAUAGGGCAGACUGACAAGACAGGUUGUGCUCAUUUUACUGUUAGUGCAAAAGAUCUGAACCUCUCUCAAGAAAGCUAUUCCAAUUAUAUUCAGGUUGAUGCAGAAUUGGAAGAGAAAGGAACAGGCAUGACACACUCAGGAAGUGACACCAUCUUUAUCACCACCAAAUCAGUUGAUGUUGAAUUCAUCAAUCUCAAUCCAUACUACAAGCAUGGGUUUCCAUAUACUGGAAAGAUGAAAUUUACUGUUAAUGAAGUACCUAUCAAGAACCAGACUGUCUAUCUUACAGUUGAUUUCAAUGAGGUGGAGACACACUUUCAAUUCAUCACAGAUGAGAAUGGUGAAGCUCACUUCUCUUUAGACACAACAGCAUGGCAAGAUGCUCUGGUUUCUAUACGGGGCAGAUACUCUAUUUUUAAUGUGACCCAAGGUGAUGCCACUGCCCUUGGUAUAAUGCUUAAUGAAGCUUUCAGAUGGCUGAAGCCCUUCUACUCAGAGAGCAAUAGCUUCAUUGAGAUCCAGAAUUUGGAGAAUGAGCUGCCAUGUGAAAAGGAUCAGGAAGUACUGGUGGAUUAUAUCCUUGACAGGAAAGAACUGGACCCUGCAGCUGACCAUGUGGAUUUCUAUUACUUGGUUGUAUCAAGAGGGAAAAUUGUUACCAGUGGACAGAAGCAGGUACCAAUUGGCAAGGAUGAGAACCUGAAAGGCACCUUCUCUCUCACUCUGUCCGUGAGUGCUGACCUGGCACCCAUUGCCAGGCUUCUGCUGUAUGCUGUGUUUGUUGAUGGCGAGGUGGCAGCUGAUGUGGAGCAGUUCACAAUAAACAAGUGCUUCAAACAUAAGGUGACACUGGGCUUCUCAGAAGAAGAGCAGGUUCCAGGAUCAAAUGUCAAUCUGCAAGUAGAAGCUGCUCCUGGUGCAUUGUGUGCUCUCAAAACUGUGGACAAGAGUGUCAUCCUGAAGGAGAAUGAAACUUUGACACCAGAAAAAAUAUAUAAUGAACGAUUCUAUUAUUAUGAUACAAUUGGAGCGAGAGGAUUUGACUAUCAUUUGGAAGAUUUUGAGCCAUAUCCUUGUCUGCCUCCUGUGGAUCCUCUGACCAGUAAUAGGCAAAAACGGUCUUUCAUUCCAGGCCCCUGGUAUCAAAGCCAGGGUGACGUCUAUAGUCUGUUUAAGCAACUGAGGAUGAAACUUUUAACCAACACCAAAGUUAAAAAGCCAGUGCUUUGCGAUUUACCACAUCCUGAGAGAAGGCUUUACAAAACACAUGCAUAUUCGUUUGGUGCUGGAAUACCUAUUGCGCUUGGAAUGGCUGGUCCUCAGUCUGAAGCAGGGCCUGGGAUUCAAGAUUCUGCAAACACCAAAGUGCAAGAGAAACCAAGGACACACUUUCCAGAGACCUGGAUCUGGGAUCUGGUCCCUAUAAAUGAAGAGGGGAAAAUAUCUCAAUCAGUUACUAUUCCAGACACUAUUACAGAGUGGAAAGCUGAUGCAUUCUGUAUGGCGGAUGUUGGCUUUGGACUCUCUAAACAAGCCACACUUAGGGUUUUCAAGCCAUUCUUUGUGGAUCUUCUGCUGCCAUAUUCUGUGAUUCGUGGAGAAACUUUCCAGCUAAAAACCAUUGUCUUCAGUUACCUAAAGGACUGUAUCCAGGUGAGAGUAAGCCUGGGAGAGUCUCAACAACUGGAGGCAAAGCCGUGUCCAACCUGCCACUUCACCACUUGCCUCUGUGAAGACGAGGCCAAGACUUUCUCCUGGAAUGUGACAGCUACCGAACUGGGACAUGUCAACCUCUCAGUAACCACAGAGGCUGAGGAGACCCAUGAGCUGUGUGGCAACAAGAUUUCUGUGACGCCUCCUCGAGGUCGGUCAGACACGGUGGUAAAAUCCCUGCUCGUCAAGUCAGAAGGCUUCCUUGAAGAAAAGACCCAGAAUGCACUCCUCUGUUCUCCAGGGGGCCCAGUGCUGGAAGAUGUUUCCCUCAAAUUGCCUGAAGCUGUUGUGAAAGAUUCUAGCCGAGCCACCAUCUCUGUCAUUGGGGACAUAAUGGGUACUGCACUCCAGAAUAUUGACCAAUUGCUUCAGAUGCCCUUUGGUUGCGGUGAGCAAAACAUGGUCAAGUUUGUUCCCAAUAUCUUUAUCCUCCGGUAUUUGGAAAAGACCAACCAGUCAACUCCAGAGAAUAAGCAGAAGGCGAUUGAAUACAUGAAGAAUGGUUACCAGCGCCAGCUCCUCUAUAAACAUGAUGAUGGCUCCUACAGUGCCUUUGGGAAGCGUGAUGAUGAAGGGAAUACUUGGCUGACAGCUUUUGUGGUUAAGGCUUUUGGCCAGGCAAAGUCCCAUAUCUUUGUUGAUGAAAAACCCAUUCAGGAUGCUGUACACUGGUUGGGGCAGCACCAGGGUCCCUCUGGCUGCUUCCAAAGUGUGGGAAGGCUCUUCAACAAUGCCCUGAAGGGUGGUGUGGACAAUGAGCUUUCUCUGACGGCUUAUGUUACUGCCUCACUCCUAGAGCUCCAUCAGAAUAAUGAUACCAUGGUGCAUGAUGCCUUACAUUGCCUUAAAGCAAACUUAAGUUCUGUUCACGACGCCUACCCCAGGGCCUUGUUGGCUUACGUCUUCACUUUGGCUGGGGACACAGAGAUGCGGCAACAGCUCUUGAGACUCUUAGAUGAACAGGCUGACAAAACAGAAGGAUCCAUAGCCUUUUCGGACACCGAGACAGCAGCCUAUUAUCUCUUGGCUGUGCUCUCCAUACCAGAGGUGUCCCCUGAUGAGAUCAGAUAUGCCUCUCGGAUUGUGCGUGCCCUCACCAGGCAGCAGAAUGCAUAUGGCGGCUUUUCCUCCACACAGGACACAGUGGUUGCUCUGCAGGGUCUAUCCAAGUAUGCAGCCUUGACAUUUCAAGAGAUAGAAAGCUUAAAGGUGCUGGUGAAAUCCAGCCAGGAUUUCCAGCAUGAAUUCCAUGUGGACAGGCAGAAUCGGCUUCUACUGCAGCUGGCUUCUCUCCCCGACAUCCCUGGACAGUACAAGGUGGAGGUAUCAGGGAGAGGCUGCGCGUAUGUUCAGACUACCCUUCGAUUUAACCACUUACCUCAGAGGACCAAUGUUUUUGCUUUGGAAGUGGAGACCUCCCCAAAAGAAUGCAAUGAGACUUCCCGGAAACAUUUUGACAUCAAUCUACAACUGAGCUACACAGGGCACCGACAAACAAGCAACAUGGCCCUCAUGGAAGUGAACUUGUUAUCAGGAUUCAUCCCUGUGAAGAAGUCUUUGAAAUGGCUGGAUAGUCAACCACGCGUAAAGAAGGUGGAAUUUGACCCUGGCAAAAUCAGCAUCUACCUGGAUUGGCUGGAUAGCAAUGUUCAAAGCUACAGUUUCUCUGUGGAGCAGGAAGUUGAAGUGACUGAUCUGAAGCCAGCAAUAGUGAAACUCUAUGAUUACUACCAUCCAGAUGACUAUGUGGUUGCUAAUUACAACGCUCCCUGCAGUUCAGAAAGCACAAAAGAAGAUAUGGCCUAAAAUCCUCUACCUUUUGUAUACUAUAUUAAUUAUCCUAGAGUGAAUAUUGAAAUUGCUGGAGAAGAUUGUCCUGUCAUUCUUUGGGGACUGUUUAUUUAAUCACAAUCUCAAUACCAUAGGACUGGAAGAACCAAAAGGUUAUUUAGACCAGCCCCACUCUGUAAUGGUAAGAUUCUUCUGGCUAGAUAAUUGAACAAACGAUGAAAUCUAAAGCUAACCAGCAGUGCCAUUCGUCACAAAAGACAGGCCACAAAGGAACAGAGAAGCUCUUCUAGAACCUUCCGUUUCCAUGUCAAAAUAGGUUUGUUGGUUGGAGAUCUUUCCAUUCGGGUUCUGCCUAAUUUCUAGAAUGGUUCUUGCUGCCAUUUUGGAUUGCAGUUGUCUUGGUUCUGGGGAUGAAUUGAUCAGCAUCUGGCACUUUGAGAGUCGUAAUUGCCAGCGCAAGUGGCAAUUACAAUUAUAGAAAUCGAAAUUGAAUAAAUAAAUAAAUAAGUUUCACUGUG